This is a messenger RNA of Aplysia californica (California sea hare), 1458 nucleotides long. RefSeq names its product pleurin precursor. The coding region runs from base 562 to 1128 and encodes 188 amino acids. Lineage: Eukaryota; Metazoa; Mollusca; Gastropoda; Aplysiida; Aplysiidae. Gene Ontology annotation, molecular function: calcium ion binding. The record is from RefSeq and is a predicted model, not a curated record. The transcript has 4 exons.
CUCGCAGUGCGGUAAGGAUAAUGGUUCAUUUAAUCGGUUUAGCUUUUGUUUAACGCUUUCAGUUCCAGAAAAAUAGUGGCAGGCAACUGUGGUUGUAAAGAGAUUUCUCUCCCCACUAAGAAGUAAAUAACCAACUCUCCAUCCAUUCUGGAGCCAAGCGGUGAUCACGUAAUAAAAGAAUCUUUUAGAAUCAACAAGUGACCAAAGUAAAGAUUUAAAACGCGUGCAGGUUUGAAAUUUGAAUUAAAAAAAAAGAAGAGGUAACUAGGUCUGAAUUUUAUUUGUUGAACUGGAAUUUUCACUUCGAAUCAUCGUUGAUCUCUCAUAGAACAGCAGCAGUUCAGUCCAUUUCUUCGAGCAGAAUCAGAUCAACUUUCGAUUGUUUUCGAAGUGGGUAACUCCAGUACCCCCGCCACACCAAGUUUCUGACGCCAUUUUCUCUGGAGAGUCACGUGACAUUUUUGACUAUUGAUCCGGACAAAUACAGGCUAGUGGUACGGACAUUCUCACAACGCCUUUGUUCCCUGAGAUUUGAGCUCGCCAACAAGUAAACAGCCCAAGAUGCAGUCCCACGUGAGCAGCAGCCUACUGGCCCUGUGCGUCCUGACGGGCAGCGCAUGCGCAAUGUUCUACACCAAAGGCAGCGACAGCGACUACCCCCGGAUCGGGCGUCGGAGCUUCUACACAACCGGAAACGGAAACCAUUACCCGCGAAUAGGACGACGGGAUUCCCCCGGCGCAGCUGCUGGCACGGACAUUCUUUACCCGAACACGGCUUCAGGGUUUUCCGAUUUCUCGGCAGGCGCUCCGGCGGUGAAGAGAGGGAUUUUCACGCAGUCGGCGUACGGUUCUUACCCGAGGGUAGGACGAAGGAGUCAGGUGGGAGAUGAUGGUUCCCAGGAAGGUCUUCAGACUGCGAGAUCUAAGAUUUUCCAGAAGAUUACGGGGCUGGACGGGCCGGUGGAAGAAGAGCUCGGGGAUGGAUCGGCCGAGAGAUUGGAAGCUGACAACCAGAUUGGGCUUGAGCUCAUGUUCCUCGCCUUUGACCUAGAUGGUGAUCAAGCUUUGUCAAAAUCAGAGUUCCAGUCCGGGAUGGAAAAGUUCCGACGACACAACCCACUUUGCUAACGACAGCACACGCUUUGAUGACGUCAUCUGAGCAUCUAAAGAGGAGGGAUAAGACAGUCAAUACUCUCGAGGAAGAAAAAAACCUCUCUGUGAUUUUGGCGCUCUUGAAAUCUGCACAGCAUAGAAUGGCGACACAGUGGCUAUUAAAUUAAUGGUUAUGAAUGCCUUUACGGGCUGAUCUCUCUGUCCCUAACAGAUUGUAAUUUUUCAAGUAUCUCUGUUUACUAUCUUUGCUUUUUGAAAGAAUAUACAAUGCCUUAAUUACUUAAUUGCAAUGAUUUUGUGGGGAUGCUGAGCGAUAAAUAAACGACCAUCAGUUAUAAACCAGAA